Molecule: messenger RNA, 1520 nt
Organism: Ceratitis capitata (Mediterranean fruit fly)
Lineage: Eukaryota; Metazoa; Arthropoda; Insecta; Diptera; Tephritidae
Product: 32 kDa beta-galactoside-binding lectin
Exons: 3
Coding region: 433-1398 (321 amino acids)
Molecular function (GO): galactoside binding; carbohydrate binding
Source: RefSeq, a predicted model, not a curated record
AAUGAUUAGAUAAAAUAGUCACCAACAACACAACAAUAAAUAAGAGAGGAAAAGUUACUACUACAUACAUACAGCUGAAUAAAUGGAACAUUAUCUUCACUGCCGUAAAUGUAUAUGUUUGUAUGUAUGUCUGUAUGUCGGUACACAGAGUUUUUAAAACUUUAAAAUGUCUAGUAAUAAUACGUCGCUGAUAACAGUCGCAACUGUUACCUUUAAGCAGUUGAUUUUUGUUAUUUGUCAGCACCAGAUCGAGAGUAAUUUUUUGCGUUGAAAAAAAAAAAAAAAAAAACGUGCGCGCAUAUGUAUAAAUAUUAAUAAUUAUUAACUCCAUCGUUAGGAAAAACGGCAAACACUUUCUUUUAUACUUUCUGUGUGUACUGUUAAAUAGAACAAGUUAAAUUAUUCUAAAUAAUUAAGAAAAAAAUAAAUAAAAUGUUGACAGAAUUUGCGGGGAACUUGGCACGUAAUCUGGAGUUUGGACAUGCCUUGGAGAUUGUGGCGAAAACUAUUGACAGUGCUUCAAGGUUUCACAUCAAUUUAUCUACAGCCAAAUCGGUGAUAGAUCCAAAUGCAGAUAUUGGCCUACGUUUCGCCUGUUUCUUUCGAAAGGAUAUGAUUGUACGGAAUGCACGCAUCAAUGGCGUGUGGGGCGAAGAGGAAAUACAGAAUAUAGAUAGUCAUUCCUUGUCAAAUCCCAUUGAAUCGGGCGAGUUCUUCGUAAUCUAUAUAUUGGCUUGUGAAGAGCGAUUCCACAUAUCGAUUAAUAAUCGACCAUUUUGUACAUUCAACUAUCGCAUGCCAUUGAAAGCGUUACGCAGCAUCGAGAUAUGCGAACAAAUACAGGUGAUUAAGCAGGUGGAUCAUCGUGCUGUCUUCCCCUACCCAUGGCCGGCAAUACAAGCAUCCGAUUUUGGUAAGGCUUUCAGCAAUGAUUCGCCCAUCAUGUUCAGUCCGGGACAUUUAAUUGUCAUAACGGCACGUUGUUUCGACAAUAAGAAGGGACAGUUUAUAAUAAAAUUUUUGGAUAGCGAUUCGAAACGAGAGGAGAUGCAUUUCAGUGUGCGCUUCGAUCAGAAGGCGGUUGUGCGGAAUUCAAUGAAUAAGGCGUUCGAAUUUGGUCAAGAGGAGCGCCAUGGUGGUUUUCCAUUCGUUUUUAAUCAACAAUUUAAGCUUGCCAUUGCAUUUACGGAACGUGAAUUUCUUACAGCCGUGGAUGGUUACAAUUUCUGCAGCUAUGCCUAUCGUACAACGAACGUAUUCCAAAAUCUUGUCGGCUUCAAAGUGACCUGCAUAAAUGGCCUGCACAUGCAUGUGACAGGUGUGGAUCACUUGCAGAUGGGUGAUCCAUCUUGUACGGGCUUCGAAAAGUAUUCAAAACAUGAUUAUGAAUGUGCUUAGCCAAAUGGCUGCUAAAUAUAUGUAUGUAUGUAAGAAUACAUACUUUUUUGUACAAUUACUUAGUUUUAGUAUGUAAAAUACCAAAAAUAUUUCAGAAAUAUACUUAUAUUUGUAUAAACAUA